This is a messenger RNA of Trachemys scripta elegans, 4136 nucleotides long. RefSeq names its product potassium voltage-gated channel subfamily C member 1 (gene KCNC1). Bases 347 to 2176 code for a protein of 609 amino acids. NCBI's taxonomy places the organism in Eukaryota, Metazoa, Chordata, Testudines, Emydidae. The record is from RefSeq and is a predicted model, not a curated record. Gene Ontology annotation, molecular function: protein binding; delayed rectifier potassium channel activity. Gene Ontology annotation, cellular component: neuronal cell body membrane; voltage-gated potassium channel complex; dendrite membrane. The transcript is spliced from 4 exons. Gene Ontology annotation, biological process: protein homooligomerization; potassium ion transmembrane transport.
CUAGGUACCUGGCAGACCUUUGCGACUGCUGUUCUUGGGGAGUGGGUGUUCUCUCCUCUCCAAACCCGGCUUAAAAUAAAACAGUACAAGAGUUUUUAACUGCAAAUAAAAGGAAUCUUAGGACUGCCAGCAUUAAUUUUCAGGGUUGCCCUUGGGGUUGUAACAUUUGGAAGAAGAGGCACGAGGGGCUGACACCAGUUGGGUGCCCUUUGCCUAGGUGAUUCCUGACCAGCUCGAUAAAUUAUCAGUUUAGGUAUCGAUUGCAGUCAAGAAGCCACCCCCUUAUGUGCUUGCUGUGUGCCGUGCUUCCUUGCAUGAGUCUGCGACAUGCCUAAUAAGAGACGAGAUGGGCCAGGGCGACGAGAGCGAUCGCAUCGUGAUCAACGUGGGAGGGACUAGGCACCAGACUUACCGCAGCACCCUGCGCACCCUGCCCGGCACUCGGCUGGCCUGGAUCGCUGAGCCCGAUGCCCACAGCCACUUUGACUAUGACCCGCGCACAGACGAGUUCUUCUUCGACCGGCACCCGGGCGUCUUUGCCCACAUCCUGAACUACUACCGCACAGGCAAGCUGCACUGCCCAGCGGAUGUGUGUGGGCCUCUGUACGAGGAGGAGCUGGCCUUUUGGGGCAUUGAUGAGACUGAUGUGGAGCCCUGCUGCUGGAUGACUUACCGCCAGCACCGGGACGCCGAGGAGGCACUCGACAGUUUUGGUGGGGCACCACUGGAUAGCAGUGCUGAUGAUGGAGAUGCAGAUGGCACCGGAGACUCCGGGGAUGGCGAGGAAGAGCUGGAGAUGACUAAACGCCUGGCACUCAGUGACUCACCAGAUGGCAGGUCCGGGGGCUUUUGGAGGAGGUGGCAGCCCCGAAUCUGGGCACUUUUUGAGGACCCCUAUUCCUCCAGAUAUGCAAGGUACGUGGCAUUCGCCUCCCUCUUCUUCAUUCUGGUCUCCAUCACCACCUUCUGCCUCGAGACCCAUGAGAGAUUUAACCCCAUUGUGAACAAAACAGAGACUGAAUUCAUUGGCAAUGACACCCACGUGCGACACUACAGGGAAGCGGAGACCGAAGCCUUUCUGACCUACAUCGAAGGCGUCUGUGUGGUCUGGUUUACAUUUGAGUUCCUGAUGAGAAUCACUUUCUGCCCAAACAAGGUGGAAUUUAUCAAAAACUCUUUGAACAUCAUUGACUUUGUGGCCAUUCUGCCUUUCUAUUUGGAGGUUGGACUCAGUGGCCUGUCUUCCAAAGCUGCUAAGGAUGUCCUGGGCUUCCUACGAGUAGUCCGGUUUGUGCGAAUUCUGCGAAUUUUCAAGCUGACCCGCCACUUUGUGGGGCUGCGGGUCCUAGGACAUACUCUCCGUGCCAGCACAAAUGAAUUCUUGCUGCUCAUCAUAUUCUUGGCAUUGGGCGUCUUAAUCUUUGCCACGAUGAUCUACUAUGCUGAGAGAAUAGGUGCUAAACCCAAUGAUCCUAGUGCCAGUAAUCAUACACACUUUAAAAAUAUCCCCAUCGGCUUUUGGUGGGCUGUUGUCACCAUGACUACCCUGGGCUAUGGAGACAUGUAUCCUCAGACUUGGUCAGGCAUGCUGGUGGGGGCUCUCUGUGCUCUUGCAGGCGUGCUGACCAUUGCCAUGCCUGUCCCCGUCAUUGUGAACAAUUUCGGAAUGUAUUACUCCUUAGCUAUGGCUAAGCAGAAGCUACCAAAGAAAAAAAAGAAGCAUAUCCCGAGGCCACCCCAGCUGGGAUCCCCCAAUUAUUGUAAAUCUGUCGUAAACUCUCCACACCACAGUACUCAGAGCGACACAUGCCCACUGGCCCAAGAAGAAAUUUUAGAAAUUAACAGAGCAGAUUCGAAACUGAAUGGUGAGGUGGCCAAGGCGGCGCUGGCAAAUGAAGACUGUCCCCACAUAGACCAGGCUAUAACUCCUGAUGAGGGCCUGCCCUUUACCCGCUCUGGCACUCGGGAGAGAUAUGGACCCUGCUUCCUCUUAUCAACCGGGGAAUAUCCCUGCCCGCCUGAUGGAGGAAUAAGAAAGGGUUACGAAAUGUCACGGAGCCUUAACAGCAUAGCUGGCAUAAGCGGAAAAGCGAUAGGAUUAUCCUCAGUGUCUGCGCCCUACAGCUCUCCUAGCCCAGUGAGACGUUCUUGGUCUCCCAUCCCAUCUAUUUUGUAGCAUGGAUCAGUAGCAGAGAAUGGUCUAAAAAGCUUUAUUUACAAUUAGCCUAUGCUAUGUUUCAUAUAAUCCAGGUGACUAAGUCUGAAGAUGUCAUGUCUCACAGUAGCACCUCCUGGGCAUGGUGUUACUACUGACAUUUGGUGACAACACCCUUAAAUAGUAUAAAGAUGACACUAGGUGGGCAUUAAAUAGUACUGGUGGGCCAUAUGCUGCAUGGUAGUGGUACAUAGGAUGAAGGGUGAAUGCACCAGAUAAUUUCUUUAAUGGUCCACCAUGCUGGUAUGUGCUUAUCUUGGCUAAUGGUGGAUCCACUGGCUCUUAUGGAAUGGGGUAGGCAUUUAGUCAAUGCUGAAACGUGCCAACAAUUGAAGAUUUUGAUUUUCUCAGGAUAUAUUUGAGCCAUAGGAACCCUGCAGGAGUUUGAGGAAACAAGCACAGUAGGAUGAAACUUUGCAUGGGCGCCUAUUAUAAGUUGAAAGCAAUACUCAGAUACACUGAAGAGAGGUCUCAGUCUGGCUGACUGCAUGGAAAAAAAAUCCUGUUGAAGAAGAAUAUGGCUGCCUCUGCAUGUAGCUACUCUACCUUUUCCUCCUUCCUUUAAAACUAAAAUGCCAAGCUUGAUUUGAAAAGCACAGGAAAGAAGCUCAAGUAUUGAUUGUAUUCUUUACAUGCAGAUCUUUGCAAAGAAAGUCCUGUCAUUGCUAAAUAUAUGCCAACAGAGGCAGUCAGAGUGACUUGACAAGGCGAGAUGGAGAUGAACAUUGAUGGCUAAUAAACAUCUGUGUGGAACUGUGCAGGCAUAGAAGACCUCCUCAUUUGGACAAAGUAAACUCGCUCCAUGCAGGUUUUAAGGAUGAUUCUAUGUGGUUUCAGAGUUGUACUAGAGAUGCAGGCUUUUUCUACGGCCAAAAUGUAACAAAACUGUAGAAGAUCUCUUCUUCCUUUCUUUUUUGUUUUGUUCAUAGCAUGAAUUGCAUGAAGUAAACAAAAACUGCAAUUGUAUGAUUAACUUUAAGGGGAAAAAAAAGAAAGUUAUAUAUUUUCUUUGAAAGCUCUUUACUUUUACAUACAUUGUUGUAGCCAAAAUGUAAAACAUUAUAAAACUGUACAUUUCUUUGCUAUGGAUUGCUUCUUUUUGUAUACAAGAUACAGAGUAAUGGUUUUAAAAAGUGCAAUCAGGCAGUCAUCGGUCAUAUUGACCAUGCCUUCAUAUCUCAUCACACUGACAUGGAAAUCAAGAACUUUUAAUUCAACUAGAAUUGUGUAAAUUUAGGAAACUCCUUUUUUUCCUGUCUGUUUUCGUUGGCAUGCUUGUGACACAUGGGACCUUUCUUUGGACCUGAUGGUAACAGCUGGUCUAGAUUUAAUUUCCAGCUCUGGUUAUGUUGUAUUUUAUUGAUGUAUAGAUCCAACGUGAAGACCCUUCAUAACAAAUUGUUCAUAUUAAGUAAUCAGUAUGGAUUUGAAACAAAAAAAAAGUGUAAUUUAAAAACUGAGACUUAUAGUACAAAAAUCAGGAGAAUACUCAAGUAUAAACUUGUCUCAAAGUUUAAGAAACAAGACAACAGCAUUGUAUGCAAUUUAGUACUUCUGAGUAAAAUGCAUGCACAAUGUUAUGCAAAACAAUUCUAGCAUGAAAUAAAUUUUGUAUCAUGGUUUCAGUGCCUGCUGUACAGUGUAAACCAGAAUUAUUUUCUGAAGUGAUCAGGGGUUUCCAGAGACUUGCUUCUGAAAUCUUGAAUAAAUAUAUAGUGUUCCCAACAGAAUUGCUGGAGAGAAGCUUGGUAUUGGUUUGAUUCUAAAAUGGUAAUUUUGGUUAGUGGAUAACAAAUGAAGCCUGCAAACACUUGAUACAACCAAUGUCUGAAGUUUUCACAGCACUAGUAAAUAUUACCAGGGAAGAUAAAAUCUAGAAUUAUUUAGGUAUCUCUUCAUUUCCCCCCAAAUAAUAAAAGUU